This is a messenger RNA of Prorocentrum cordatum, 713 nucleotides long. Lineage: Eukaryota; Dinophyceae; Prorocentrales; Prorocentraceae. The record is from the annotation of a GenBank genome assembly.
GGUAGGUCCUCCUGCCUUGCCUGUUCCUCACCCUGGCUUGUCCAGUGCUUAAGAGGGGUGCUUCCUGUGGCUGUUUGGCUCAAGGUUGCAACCUCCGCGCCCGCUUUGCAUGGUCAGACUCGCUCUGCACUCUGUACAUCGGUUUACCGACCACCAUCUUCACCUUCCGACAUCCUCAUUUCUAGUUUUGCUUGUCCUUCUCUUUCUCCCUCCUCUUCCUCCUCCUCAUUCCUUCCUCUUCCUCCUCCCCUCGCUUCCUCCACUGCUGCCAUCUCUGCUCCAGCGUAGCGGGCACAGCCAGUGCCCAGGGCGCGGGGCGCUCUCUCUGGACCUCCCAGGGCGUCUUUGGAGGCUGAUAGAUGGCGCAGAUGUGAUGCAGGCCAGACGCGGAGGAGGAGGUGGUGAUGGAUAUGCGGGAGAGGACGGUGUAGAUGACGAUGGCGAAAAGACGAUGAUUACGAUAACGAUAGCGCUGUUGGUGACCAUGCUCAUGGCGCAAGUCCUGAGGAUGCUGCGUGAUAUGACGAGUACCACCCAGAUGUCAAUGACUCCGCCCAAGAUGCAUUGACGACUGGGAGUUUUGGUGUGUCGAGGAGAACCGCUGAGGACACGGCCGGCCGGCGCCCGUCAGCGUGGCAAUUCUUGGGCCGGGUGCGGAGGCACUGGAUUCGACAGCCUGCCAUGGCAUCAGGUGGUGACGAGAGAGGGUGUGG